GGCCGCUUAUCUCUUCUCUCCUGCAGGACCCUACCUGUUCCUCGCUUGAGCGCUGCACGCAGUCUCUGGCCAUCCCCUGCACUGUGUCCGCAGUCUCUGGCCAUCCCCUGCACUGUGUCCGCAGUCUCUGGCCAUCCCCUGCACUGUGUCCGCAGUCUCUGGCCAUCCCCUGCACUGUGUCCGCAGUCUCUGGCCAUCCCCUGCACUGUGUCCGCAGUCUCUGGCCAUCCCCUGCACUGUGUCCGCAGUCUCUGGCCAUCCCCUGCACUGUGUCCGCAGUCUCUGGCCAUCCCCUGCACUGUGUCCGCAGUCUCUGGCCAUCCCCUGCACUGUGUCCGCAGUCUCUGGCCAUCCCCUGCA
Messenger RNA from Staurois parvus, 360 nucleotides. The record is from the annotation of a GenBank genome assembly. NCBI's taxonomy places the organism in Eukaryota, Metazoa, Chordata, Amphibia, Anura, Ranidae.